GUUUUAGUUUACAAGGGAGAGACCGGAAGCGGAGUGGCUAAUUUUCGUGUAGACUGACCAGAGUCCGCGAAAAACUUGCUUAACAGUGAUAUAAGAACAUUAAUUUGAGGUAAUUGAUGAGAGAUAUAAAUUGAUGUUUGUUUUAGAGGUCUAGAUUUAUUGAUAUCAAUUCGCAUGACGAAUAAUAUCGUUUAAAAUGGAUUAUGUUUCCCAUUUUCAACCAACUCUUUUUUUUCGAACCAGGAACUAACUUGCAAUCGGAAUAAAGAAAUGGCUCCUGAAAAGCAUCGCUUUGGCUAUCAGCCAAUAUCUUGUCAUACAUUCAAUAAAGCUAGAAACGAGCUUGCUUUAUCGCCAAAUAAUCAUGAAGUUCAUCUUUUUAAAUUGUCCGCUGGCAAAUGGCAACUUUAUGACAAAUUGAUAGAACAUGUGCAACGCGUAACUGACGUUGAUUGGGCAGCAAACUCUGAUAGAAUAGUUAGCUGUGGAGUUGAUCGAAAUGCUUAUGUUUGGACUAGGCAAGCUGGCGGAUGGAAACCAACAUUGGUUAUUUUGCGUAUAAAUCGAGCAGCCACUUGUGUUCGUUGGUCACCGCAAGAGAAUAAAAUUGCGGUUGGAUCUGGUGCUAGAUUGAUAGCAAUUUGUUAUUUUGACCAAACAGGAGAUUGGUGGAUUGCUAAACACGUUAAAAAGCCAAUUAGGAGUACUGUUACAUGUAUCGACUGGCAUCCAAGUAACUACUUAAUUGCAUGCGGUUCAACCGAUUUUAAAGCAAGAGUAUUUUCUGCUUAUGUAAAGGAAAUCGAAAGCAAACCAUCUGCCCUCAGCUGGGGUACAAAAAUGCCAUUUGGGAAUGUUAUGGCCGAAUUUUCCAACGGAGGAGGUGGUUGGGUUCAUGCUGUUGCAUUCUCCUCAGCUGGUGAUAAGUUAGCCUGGGUUGGGCAUGAUUCUAGUAUUUCUGUUGUCAAUUCUUCUAACGGAAAUGCAAUGGCAACUAUUAAGACGGAGUAUCUUCCGUUUAUGACUCUAACUUGGAUAUCGGAGAAUUGCAUCCUGUCCGCUGGUCACGAUUGCGUACCGAUGAUAUUCGAAUAUGAUGGAAAUAAUAUUAAAUUUUCAACUAAAUUGGAAAAGGAAACUACCGAUGAUAGUGAAAAAACUGUCUCCGCUAGAGAUAAAUUUUUAAAGUUAGAUUCGCAGAGAACGGAGAGAAAUGUCACGGAAUUAAAGACAACCCACCAAAAUACUAUAACGCAAAUUAGCAUACAUUCCGGGGCUGUUGGAAACGUUGGAAAGUUUUGUACUACUGGCAAUGACGGCUUCUUAUGCUCGUGGGACGUUAAGGUAUAGAAAAAUUUCCCAUUUUGAGUUAUUGACAUGUUUCUCGUACCUAAAAACCAUUUAUAAAAACCAAGUUAGUCAUAGACUGUUUUUUAAAAGACCAAUUGCGAAAUUCAUAGAGAUUAGGCCUUCAUGUGGUAUAGUGCAUGAUAUUUAGAUAAACAUGAUCUUAUUGCAUCAUGUGAUUUUAUUUUUCAAGUACUCUGCGUAUUCUCUUCUAAAGAGAUCAUAAGAAACUUAAGAAUUAUAUAAAUCAUGGCUAAAAACCAAAAAUUCUUUGAUCGUUUCAACAGCGGAGAAAGAGAUAAAGAAUGAUAUAAGUUGUUUAUAGAUGCUAUAUACAAUUUAUAUAAAAUAUAUAUCUUUUAUAAUAUUUAUAGACUGUGUGCCAUUGGGCUUG
Dimorphilus gyrociliatus is the source of this 1741-nucleotide messenger RNA. NCBI's taxonomy places the organism in Eukaryota, Metazoa, Annelida, Polychaeta, Dinophilidae. The record is from the annotation of a GenBank genome assembly.